GAAGGCGAGCCGCUCAUUCGAAUAGGGGCCGGCGGGCGCCGCUGCGGGCAGAUUUCUCUGAAAAGGUCUAAAAUAAAAUGCAUAUCCGAAGAAGAGCCUGGACUCUGUACUUCGAUUUCCAAAAUUAAAGCUCCUUUAUCAGAAUGUCUGUGUAUACUGCCUCCAUUCAAAAUCCCUCUAAUGCCCUAGGAAUUUCUUCUUCACGAAACAAUUCUUCGGUAAAUAUCAUCACGAAGAGCAGCCGGCUUGGGCAGCAGUUGAAGACGCAAAUCUCAGUGUGUAAGAAUGACAAUCUAUUAUCACAAUCUAUAAAGAAAAUACAAGAUGUGAAUAGGACCUACGUUGUUUCAGCCUGUAAAAGAAUUGGUGACAAUCCUGUCACCCCUAAGACCGAUGGCAGAUUAACCCUCCAGAGAAGAACUGUGAAGAGUACAGAAUCACCAUUUCCUGGAGACCAGUUGGCGACGGAACCGGAGAAAACAAGAGAGAGACCUUUUACUUUACGGCAUCGUGAAAGGACAGAUUCCCUGGAAAAAUGCAAAAUAAAUAAGAGUGUGGGAAGCGGAGGAAAAAAUGCCAUCUCUGUUGCCCAGCAGAAUUACAAGGAAAAGGUAGCAAAUGCUGAUAAAGAUUCAUACACUAGAUCGACGGGUCCUUUAGUUGAAACCCAAAGGGACUUAAAAGUGAAGCCUAAUCCAAAGAGCACAGAGUCAUCUUCUACUCCCAAAGAGGAAAAUGGGACCGUUUCCUUAAAAUCCUUGACAAACAAGGUAUCUACUAAUUUACAAAACCCAAAUGAGGUUCGGGUAGGCCAUUUAAAUGCAAUUAAGUCUAUUGAAAACACAGUAGAAAUACAAAUACCUCCCCGAGGAACUAUGAAUGAUAGAAUCCCUGGGGAGGAAACUGUGUGCACUUCAGAUAAUAAAUAUGGCAGCUUGGAAAGAUCAAGAACACCUCGCCAGUGGACAACAGGACAGAAGAUUUCCUCGAAAAGGACUGCUUCUCGGGUUAACAGCCCAGCUACAUCAUGUCUCAAAAGCAGGGCUUCUUGCCUUCAAGUUAUGACAAAUAAGAAAGGUAACUCUAACUCUCUUCCGGCAAAUAAAAGUGGAAUAUUACAACACAAUAAUCCGUUGGACCAAGAAGAAAUGGCCACUCAGAUCUCCAGGACUGAAGCAGGUCUUGUAAAAGUAGAGAAUAGUAAAGUGACAGUGGCUGCUCGUGUAAGACCUUUCAGCAACAGAGAGAAAACCGAAAAAGCAUCUCAGGUUGUUUUCAUGAAUGGCCAGGAGACAACUGUGCAACAUCCUGACAUGAAACAAAUAUAUAGUUUUAUCUAUGACUUCUCAUUCUGGUCUUUCGAUGAGUGUCAUCCCAAUUAUGCAAGCCAGAUGAAAAUUUAUGAACAGUUGGCAGUACCACUCUUAGAAAGAGCCUUUGAAGGAUACAACACCUGUCUCUUUGCUUAUGGACAGACUGGCUCUGGAAAAUCGUAUACGAUGAUGGGUUUUGGUGAAGAACGAGGAAUAAUUCCAAGAUUUUGUGAAGAUCUUUUUGCUCGGGUAGCACAGCAAAAAACACAAGAGAUAUCAUAUCACCUGGAAAUGAGCUUCUUUGAAGUCUACAAUGAGAAGAUUCACGAUCUGCUCGUUGUUAAAGCUGAAAAUGGACAGAAGAAACAACCGCUCAGAGUAAGGGAACAUCCAGUGUCUGGGCCCUAUGUAGAAGACCUAUCUGUAAAUGUGGUCAGUUCUUCCUCUGAUGUCCAGAGCUGGCUCGAACUAGGAAAUAAACAGAGAGCAACUGCCGCCACUGGCAUGAACGACAAGAGCUCAAGAUCCCAUUCUGUUGUUACCCUUGUGAUGACUCAGACAAAGACAGAGUAUGUGGAAGAAGAAGAACACGAUCACAGGAUCACAAGUCGUAUAAAUCUAAUAGACCUGGCAGGGAGUGAACGCUGCACUACAGCUCAGACCAGUGGGGAACGGCUGAAGGAAGGUGCUAGUAUUAAUAAGUCAUUACUGACUCUGGGAAAAGUAAUUUCUGCACUCUCUGACCAAGUGUACAACCAAAAGAGGGUUUUUAUUCCAUAUCGUGACUCUGUUCUUACUUGGUUGUUAAAAGAAAGUCUGGGUGGAAAUUCGAAAACUACUAUGAUUGCUACAAUCAGCCCUGCUGCGAGUAACUUAGAGGAAACAUUAAGCACGCUUCGAUAUGCUAAGCAAGCGCGUUUGAUUGUUAACAUUGCCAAAGUAAAUGAAGAUAUGAACGCUAAGCUAAUCAGAGAACUGAAAGCCGAAAUUGAGAAACUGAAAGCCGCUCAAAGGAGUACUCAAAACAUUGACCCUGAAAGAUAUAGUCGCUGUCGACAAGAAAUAACUUCCUUAAGGAUGAAACUACACCAGCAGGAGAGAGAUAUAGCAGAAAUGCAAAGGGCCUGGAAGCAAAAGUUUGAGCAAGCAGAAUUAAGAAAAGUUCAAGAAACAAAGGAGCUGCAGAAAGCAGGAAUUACAUUCAAAAUGGACAACCGACUGCCUAACCUUGUCAAUCUCAAUGAAGAUCCUCAGCUGUCUGAGAUGUUGCUGUAUAUGAUAAAAGAAGGACAAACUACAGUUGGAAAGUAUAAACCAAACUCAAAUCAUGAUAUUCAACUCUCUGGGGUGCUGAUUGCUGAUGAUCAUUGUGUUAUCAAGAAUUUUGAUGGCACAGUGAGUAUUACCCCCCUAGGAGAAGCAAAGACCUAUGUAAAUGGAAAGCAUAUUUCAGAGCUAACAGUUCUUCAUCAUAGUGACAGGGUGAUUCUAGGUGGAGAUCAUUAUUUCAGAUUUAACCAUCCAGUAGAAGUUCAGAAAGGAAAAAGAUCAGCAUAUGGGACAGUUCUGCCAAGUGAUGGUGCAAAGGACUUUGAAUUUGCAAAAAAUGAGCUUCUUAUGGCGCAAAGAUCAGAACUUGAAGCUGAAAUUAAAGAGGCCCGGUUAAAAGCUAAGGAAGAAAUGAUGCAAGGAAUUCAAAUUGCAAAGGAAUUGGCUCAGCAAGAACUUUCUUCUCAAAGAACCGCCUAUGAGAGCAGGAUAAAAGCACUGGAAGCAGAGCUGAAAGAAGAAUCACAGCGGAAGAAAAUGCAAGAAAUGAAUAACCGAACGGCUACUCACAAAAUUCAGGAAUUGGAAAAAGUUAAGCAACAUCUUGAACAGGAAGUUCACGUUAAUAAGAAGCGAUUAGAAAUGGAAGCUCUGGCUACUAAACAAGCUUUAGAAGAUCAUACUAUUCGCCAUGCUAAGAUUCUUGAAGCCUUGGAAGAUGAGAAACAGAAAAUUGCCAAAGAAGUACAGGCUCUUCAGCAAAGUAGGAACAACCGAGAUAAAGCCUUGAUUCCGCCUAAUUGGAAUUCCAUGAAACUUUCAAUGAUGAUCCAGGAAGCCAACACCAUUAGUAAGAAAUUAAGAAAAUGUACUGUAUUUUGCAGACACGAUAUACCAGACAGAGGAAACAGUACUGAGCCUUCUGUUCAGAUCCAAGUUCGUAAUCUCCAGCUGGGAAUCUCCACCUUUUGGAGCUUGGAAAAGUUUGAGUCCAAGCUUCUGUCAAUGAAAGAACUCUAUGAGAGCAACAAUAACUCCAGAGAUGAUGAUGUAUUUUAUGAUCCCGGUGAUGAAUGGGAACCUGACUUAGCAAAUACAUCAAUUUCUUCAUUUUCUAGAAGGAGGAGUAGAAGUUUGAUGAAGAAUAAGAGAAUUUCUGAAUGUUUACUCGACCUAAAAGUUCAUCCAAUCCAGAAAUUACAGCCGUUGCACUCACCAGGUUCACCAAGUAAUUCAAAUAGUAUUUAUUCAUACUCAGCAGAAUCAUUCCUACCUGGAAUUUGCAAAGAAUUCAUUGGCUCAGCAUUAAAUUGCCUCGGACAAAGUUAUGAGGAGGAAAAGACUUUGGCAGACAGCCUAAUAAGUAAUUUUCUUAAAAUUCAUAUUGGAGUCACCAUGAUUUCAAAUGCACAUGAAAAACAAGAUGAAGAAAGUCAAGAAAACCUUUUCUCUAUGGAUCGUGCCACUCAGUCCUUUAGCAUCCAGAUGACUUCAUCUUUUGAACAGCUUGUGGUUCUGAGCAAGCACUGGCUUGACAGUCUUCCAAAGUGCAGUGGUACUUCAAGACCCGAUGAAGACUUGAGAGAGGAAAUUAAAAACCUGGGAGGGUUCUUGCAGUUAUUCUUGCAGGGAUGCUGUUCAGAUAUUUCCUCAAUGGUAAAAGAAGCACAAAAUAAAGUGAUUCAAACAGUGCAACAAGCAGUGAAAUGUGUGGUACAGUUGGCUAUCCUGAAAGGAACCAAACUGCAUUUUUCAGAAUAUGACGAGGAGAGUGAAGCUGGUGUCCAGAUGGGUUUCAAAAUUGCCAUUUUUGAUGGAGUAAGAGCAGAAGUGAAGUCUCUUUUAGAGUCUGGGCUAGAAAAAACAAGGGACCUUCAGAAGGAACUUUUAAGACAGAAUCCACAAGAUGAGGUUCAAAAGGAUAUGAAAGCUAAAGCUGUGAGUCUGAUUAAAUCACUUGAAAAUAUCAUGACUGAAUGGAAAAAGAAAGACAUCAGACCUCAGAACAUCAGACCUCAGACAGGAGAAGAGGCUUCGGGACUCCAAGACCUGGAGAAGAUAAUUAGUUUCGCUAUGGACUUUGUGAGGUUAAAUCACUGCAUAGACCAAGCAGGGCAAAUCAUCACUUCUACCUUGCAAGGUUCCUACAGUGAUUUGAGUCUUCUCAAGAAUUGUGUGGAAGAUAUUUGCAAUUCUGCUGGCCAUUUUCAUGACUAUUUCAGUUGGUUUUCAGCAUCCUUCUCUUCAUUAAGUAGCUCCAGUAGUAAACUAUGUGAACCCUUGGGCGACUUGAAGGAGCUGGAGUCUAUAGCCGAGUCAUUAUUGACCUUAAGUUUUGAACCUAAGGAAAGGCCUGAUGUGUUGAAACCCUGGGAAACUUGUGUGCAAAAUAUGGAAGAUCAAGAAAAACAGCAUAAAUCAAAUGGGACUGAAUCGACCAGGAAAAAAGGUGUACCGAAACGGGUCUACGAGCUUCAUCCUCCAUCUCGGAGCUCGGCCGAUCACUCCUCCAGAAGAAUACAAUGGGUCUAAGUACUUUUGAAUAUUGAUUUUACUAUGACUGAAAGAAAGGACAAACUUGAUAGCCUGUUUUUUCCAGGGCAAAUAAAAUAUAUUUUGUAAAACCAUGUUAGAAUGCCUCACUGAAGUGCCAAAUAGGUCUGUUAUCUUACUAGGAUUAUAAAACCUUACAUGGAAUCCCAAAAUUUCAAAUGGGCUUAUUCAAGAUACUCCAAAAGCAACUCAUCUAUUUUGACACAAAAGUUUGUAUAUUUGGGUUUCUACUUGUAAGCUGGGAUUGGAGUCCUUUAAGAUUUGUUGGUCAAGUGAAAAAAGGAAUUCCAUGUUGUGGAGAUAGUGUUCUCCAGCCCCUGCUCUUGUUUUGCAGUGCUGGAAAUAAUCACUUACAUGGAUUCCUCACCUCUGGUUGGUUCAUCAACCCAUGUUCUUUAGGGAGUUUAAUUGCCCGGUUUCCCUUUAAGCAAUCCAGUUUAAACAAAACAAAAAAACCGCAUAGAAAUAGGAACAAACUAGUAAACGUCCUUUUAUUAUGGAUCUAGAUGGGUUAUUGGCUUUUAUAAUGGAAAUGCUAAUGCAACAAUGGGUGGCUUGAAUUGCACUAUUGCUCCAUGUUCAAUGUUUUCAUCAUUUCUGAUAGCACAUUUAAGUGGAUAUGCUUUCUCUAGUUAUAUACAAAUAACAAACUACUCUGUGUACUCAGCUUUUUCUCUAGGUGCCUGUGUUUUAAAACAGUGCAGAUAUCAGACAUUGGAAUAAAUAUAACUCUUUUGGGUGUCUACAAAGUCUUUUUGUGAAAGAUCAUCCAUAAUGUCUGAAUUUUAACCUGAGGGAAUAUAUUGUUUAUGCCUGUAUGAAUCAGAUCCCUCUCAAUAGCUUAUCCUCCUAUUUUCAUUCAGACUUUCUAUUUAUUAUUUAAUUUUUCAAUUAUCAAUAGUCCAUAGUGCUAAGAAUUUGCAAACACCAGCGGAGCUCGGUCUUCAAAUCAGCUACUGCGUCAAUCAAGGCUAAGAUUAUGUAUACAUUUGAUUUUUCAAUCCUAGGGCAGGAGGUUGUUAAACUUGUGAUUGGAAUUCAGGUUUCUUUUGUUUAUGCAAGCUUCUUUUGCUUCUUUAGCCAUUUUUUACCCCCCCCUCCCCCCCAGGCCUCAGUUACCAGAGUCUGCACUCACAGCUGAAUGGCAUGAGGUCGGAGGUCAGUCAGGAAGGUCUUUCUGAUGGCAAAAGUUAUUUGUAAAAGGAAUAUUUAGCUACCUUUACUCCUGGGCAAGUAAAACAGCUACUCAGGCCCCUCUUGACGGAUCUGACAUAUAGGAUAAAUGUUGACAGUUGACGUUUUUUAUUGAACUUGAGUGCAACUUAAUGACUUUUUUUUUUACUCCCCAUAGCACGCAGCAGGUCUUGGAAAGUAAAUUUCAAAUAUAUCAGAAAGCUUCCAAGCUUCAUUGCUGGACUCCAGGGAGUCCCUCCUCCUGACUGGUUGCAAGUUUGUCACUCAUAAAUAGUGAGUAAGCAUUUGGGGGGUGAGCAGAACCAAUCAGAAGAGGAGAUUCCAACUCUUCCAACCGUGAGUGGGAGUGCGGACAGGUUACCAACCUUUACCGUGAGAGUCAUGGCAUUGAGUAGGGUUGGGCAACCCAUGAUCUCUCACUGCAUGACUCCUCUCAGCCCCAUGAUGCUCAUAACCAAGGGGGAAGCUUCUCAGCUUUAGGUGUGUCACCUCCCCCUACCAGUGGGAAGGCCACUGCUAAUCCGCAGUGCAGAUAGCCCACAACUGGUUCAUCUACAGUUUACUGUAUUUUUAAUAUCUUUAAAUGGUAUUUUGAAGUCACUUGGAUGGAAUAAUUUGGUUCCCAGAAUUUAUAUAAUUUUUUCUAAAGAUGACAGGAUAUUUUCCAUAAAUAUUCUGCACUGCACUAGAUUUGCAGACGUUUCAAUGUGUUAUAGACGCACACAUUUUAUAAAGAACACUGAUAUUGUGUGCCAUUUCACAUAUUAAUGGCCUCAAUGGUUUCCUAUUUUCUGUAAGGCAGUUUACAUUUUUAUAUUUAUCAGUCAUUUAUCAGUUAUUCCUUACUACCUUCUUAUUCCUUAACAUCUUCUCUCCCCUGCCUCUUAUUCAAUAAGCACUUCUUACAUUCUGUUGGUCAGAAAUUUCCUGUCUUUUCAAAACAUGAACGGAACCAGAUCCUUUGUAUAGUUACGCUUAAAAAAAUCUGUUGCACUGUUUUUGAUUGAAGUUUGGAAAAAAUAUUUUUUUCACAAUCAUGUGCACAAUUGUGAAAUACUGUAAAGAGAAUGCAGUUAAUAAAUCUUGUCUGACACCUGACUUAUUUAUAAAA
This is a messenger RNA of Ornithorhynchus anatinus (platypus), 7440 nucleotides long. RefSeq names its product kinesin family member 14 (gene KIF14). The record is from RefSeq and is a predicted model, not a curated record. NCBI's taxonomy places the organism in Eukaryota, Metazoa, Chordata, Mammalia, Monotremata, Ornithorhynchidae. Bases 144 to 5114 code for a protein of 1656 amino acids. The transcript has 30 exons. Gene Ontology annotation, molecular function: ATP binding; microtubule motor activity; microtubule binding. Gene Ontology annotation, biological process: microtubule-based movement.